CGAUGACCCCCAUGAGAGAAUACUAACGCAACCGGAGAAGACCAUUUCAACUUCCACAGUCAAUAUGUGUUGAGUAACAGCAUGAAUUACAAGCUACAGACUGCUAAGUCAAAUUAUUCAGUGGCAAAGAAGAAUACUAACACACACAGAGAGAGCGAGAGAAGUCAAGGUUGAGAAAAAAUACAUUUCUCAAUCAUUGCUAUUCCAUGCAUGUCCACAGCUAGGCAAUACAAUGUCAAGUGGCAACAUUACUCACAAUCCUCUUUCCCUUUCUCCACCCUCUGUACUCUCCGUACCAAUUUCUCCAACCCCUAACGUGACAUAACAUGUAUGUAGCAAACUAUAAGUUACUAAAUUGGCCUCACACUGCUCUCCUCUUUAACGAAGUGUUCCAAAUGUAAAGCUCUUUAUGUAGUGCUUUGUAAAACAACACGUUCUUCGCUGCGGGAGAGCAUAGGGGAGGCGUUUUAAAACGCGCACGGAACGACCUGAGUCUUCUUCCCAGCUCGCCUUUAAAUCAAACAAGAACUCCCACUUAACCAGCGCUUCCUUCCUGUGUCGGCGCGAGACGAGAUGACGUACUUCAAAGAGAGGAUCAACAAAGGAAGCUGUCUUCGGAUCAAUCACUUCCCAGAAGAUAACAACUAUGACACAGACAGCUCGGAAUACAUCUUACGUAUAGUGCGGGCCUCCAGCCUCUUCCCCAUCCUGAGCAACAUCUUGUUGUUGCUGGGAGGACUGUGUGUCGGGGCUGGGAGGAUCUACAGCAGUAGGAACAACAUCCUGCUCAGCGCCGGCAUCCUGUUUGUGGCUGCAGGUCUAAGCAACAUCAUCGGCAUCAUCGUCUACAUCUCCAGUAAUGCCGGUGACCCCAGCGACAAGAAGGACGAGAACAAUAAGGGCAGCUAUGGAUACGGCUGGUCUUUCUACUUCGGAGCUCUGUCCUUCAUCGUGGCCGAGUCCGUCGGCGUUCUCGCUGUCAACAUCUACAUUGAGAAGAACAAGGAGACGCGGUGCCGGGCGAGGCGUGAGUUCAUCAAAACCACCUCGCCCUACUCCCGUAUCCCUAGUUACCGUUACCGGCGGCGACGUUCCAGUUCCCGCUCCACCGACCCGUCCCGAGAGACCUCACCCGUGGGGGUGAAGAUGGGAGGGGGAGCAGGCGUAGGAAGUGGAGCAAGCUUUGGGAUGCCCAUGGGUGGGAUCUCCAUGUACUCCCUCAGCAGGGACACUAUGAAAAGUGGGAUAGCUGGGUACUGUAGUCCAGAGCGUGACUCAAGCUUCCUGCAGGUCCACAAUUGCUUCCAGAAAGAUCUGAAGGAGGGUGUGAACAGGAGAACGACUCCCGUGUGAGAGUUGGAAUGCAUCUCUGAACUUGGUAGGAUACAGGAGACUUCACAAAACGGUAAAGGAAACAGCUGGACAGCACAAGAUCCAGGAUCAUUGUUGCAACUACAAUACCUAGACCAUCUUCCAUGUUGAAAGGUCAUAGUUCAUAUGAUGGAGUGUGCUCUUUUCUUUGGUAUAACAAAUUGCUGUCUGUCUUCGUUUGGAUGUGGAGGAGAAAUGGAACAUUACCCAAGGUUUAUUACGAAAACCUUUGGUAAAGCUAAUAUAAGUCCAUUUAAAAAAAGACUACAGAAUCCCAGACCUUUAGUAGCAAUGCUUUUGUGAUACAUGAUAGUGUUUUGCAUACCCCUCAACAAAUGGUAGUCAUAUCUUGUUGUUUUGAUGUUGUCAAGUGAUAAAACUCACUUGAGGGGUUUUGCCAUUGUAACUGGUGCUAUACACUUUCAACACACUUUAAAUAUUCUGAUUAAGGGUUCCAAAAUAGUUGUUUGGGCUGUAGGAGAACCCUUUUUUGGUUCCAGGUAGAACCCUUAUUUGGUUCCGGGUAGAACUCUUUUGGACAGGAUUCCAAACUGAAUAAAAAUAUGAACAUAAAAGAUCCCAGAAAUGUUCCAAGUGCACAAAAAGCUUAUUUCUCUAAAAUGUUGUGCACAAAUUUGACAUCCCAGUUAGUGAACAUUUCUCCUUUGCCAAGAUAAUCCAUCCUCCUGACAGGUGUGGCACAUCAAGAAGCUGAUUAAACAGCAUGAUCAUUACACAGGUGCACCUUGUGCUGGACACAAUAAAAGGCCACUCUAAAAUGUGCAGUUUGUCAAACAACACAAUACCACAGAUGUCUCAAGUUUUGAGGAAGUGUGCAAUUGGCACGUGGACUGCAGGAAUGUCCCCCAGAGCUGUUGCCAGAGGAUUUAAUGUUAAUUUCUCUACCAUAAGCCACCUCCAACGUUUUAGAGAAUUUGGCAGUACGUCCAACUGGCCUCAUAACUGCAGACCAUGUCAGCCCAUGACCUCCACAUCCGGCUUCUUCACCUGCGGGAUCAUCUGAGACCAGCCACCUGGACAGUGUCGUGGAAAAUCACUUCAAAUAUAACUCUUACAAGAACUUUUGUAAAACUCAAAUAAAUGUUUUUAUUACAAUUGUAUUGCAAUUUGGAAUGUCCGCGGAACACACACACUCCCAGAGCACUAGUUCGCUCUUUAUACACAAAUAGCAUAUGAGUCCACCCCAUAUGCAAAUAAGCAUACUUCCCCUAUCCUUCCUGCCAUCAUUAUCUUUUUAGUUCAGGCUUCCUGCUUGUUCACACAUACUAACGGUCAUCAUCUGCUUUCAGUUAAAUUAUAAUAGUGGUCAGACCCUCUAUCUUAGUGUCAACAUACUCUGUGUCCUUCCCCUCACCACUAAAUAAAUGCACUAUCCCUAGGGUAUCCAAUUGCUUAUAGGCAUAUUUCUCUGGUAUGUAUGUUUUUCUUUAGUGGAAUGAAUAGACAAAAAUCUAGUAUGUCAAAGCGCCUAGUAAGCGCUUUGUCUGGUCAAUCUGUCAGCACAAUGGAGAAUAUACAAGGGUCAAAGGGUCAGAGGGCCAGAACGUCCCCCAGUAGACCUCCAUCACCACGGUCCCAUGACCCCUGCCAACAUGUGGUCUGUCACUCCAAUGCUCAGCCAUCCUCCAUCUCCACAUGUUAUCCAUGUAUCUCAUAUUACCACCACACCACUACAACAGCUGAUGAAAUUGAGGAGUAUUUCUGUCUCUAAUAAAGCCCUUUUGUGGGGUAAGACUAAUUCUAAUUGGCUGGGCCUGGCUCCCCAGUGGUUGGGCCUAUUCCCUCCCAGGCCAACCCAUGCCUGUGCCCCAGUGAUGUAAAAUCCAUAGAUUAGGGUCUAAUGAAUUUAUUUCAAUCAGCUGAUUUCCUUAUAUGAACUGUAACUCAGUAAAAUCGUAAAUAGUUGCGUUUUAUAUUUUUGUUCAGUAUACAUUAAACCCAAAAAGGUUCUACCUGGAACUAAAAAGGGUUAUUUAAGUGGUUCCCAUAUGGGGACAGCUGAAGAACCCUUUUCGGUCCUAGAUAGCAAAUGUUCUUCUAAAACCUGGGAAUUUUGGUAAACUUACUGGAAUUUUGUGACUCUAAUCCUUCUCUCCAACUGUCAUGUGAUACUCAUCUAUCUAUCCUCUGUGGUCUUUGUAUUGGAGGGAACUGGUGUACCUGUAUGCUACGUAUGUUUGUACAAUUAUCUGACCCACUGCCAUACUCUUCCUAUUAGUAAAUAUCCAAAUACUAACCCUUUUGUAGAUUGAAAAUAAGUAAGGGGAUGUAUGGAAAUACUGAACUCCUUUUCAUGAAUAACAUUCCAAUCAAUAUAAAUAGUAGAUUUAUUUCAAUCAAAUGUACAUUGUCUUUAUUGAGUGUUAGUUUCAUUUCAAUUUUGCUCGGGGAAGAUGUGUUGGUAUUGACUCAUUUACACCCUUAUGAAGUAUUACCUAUUAGGUAUAUUACAUAAAAGCAUUUAUGUUACAUCUUAUCUAAUGCCAUAAAGUGUGUCAUCAGUGUCCACAAAUAGAGCUGAGAUCACACUGUAGGCUAUGUCUUGUUGUUUAUGAAUCUGCCUAUUAAUCAUGUACUUCUGUGGAGGACUGUGUGUAUGGCAAGUUCCAUGUAGAAGUUGCCCAUAGGAACAGAUCUAGCAUCAGCUUACCAAAAUCCUGACCUUAACCAUGAGGGGAUAAAACUCUAAACUUACCUUGGAUCAGCAUCUUGAGAAAAUGUCAUUCCCUUAUGUGUUGGAAAACUAAAGCCUUGUUCACAUUGGCAGUUUGAAGUGACUCAAA
Molecule: messenger RNA, 4175 nt
Organism: Salvelinus fontinalis (brook trout)
Lineage: Eukaryota; Metazoa; Chordata; Actinopteri; Salmoniformes; Salmonidae
Product: voltage-dependent calcium channel gamma-4 subunit-like
Exons: 4
Coding region: 574-1353 (259 amino acids)
Biological process (GO): positive regulation of synaptic transmission, glutamatergic; postsynaptic neurotransmitter receptor diffusion trapping; neurotransmitter receptor transport, postsynaptic endosome to lysosome
Cellular component (GO): voltage-gated calcium channel complex; AMPA glutamate receptor complex; postsynaptic density membrane
Molecular function (GO): voltage-gated calcium channel activity; channel regulator activity
Source: RefSeq, a predicted model, not a curated record